ACUAAAGGACAAGCGUGAAACCCACUCUUGUAAAAAUCAAUCCCUCCUCUUUUAAGCUUUCUUUUCUGUUCACUGCCUCUUGGCUUUCUCCAAUCUCUAUCCCAUUCCCCAUCUAUAGCUCUAUUAGCUAUUCUACACUCUUUUAACACUUACCCAGGUUGAUAGAGAGAGAGGGGUAUCUCAACCAGGUUUUGUUUAUGGAUGUUUUCUUUUGUAUUAUGAGCUAAGGGUGGACUCGAAACCCUCUUCUUCUUGGUGGAAGAAGAUGGCAAUACAACAACAUGAACAGCAAUAUUCACAACAGCAACAAGAACAGAACCAGCCUUCUUUCUUGCUUGAUGCUCUCUACUGUGAAGAAGAGAAAUGGGAAGAGGAUGAAAAUGGUGUUGGGGGAGUUUUACAGGAAGGGAGUUCCAGGGGCUGUAACAUUAAUGGUAGAAACCCGUCUCUUUUUCCACUUUUGUUGUUGGAGCAAGAUUUGUUUUGGGAUGAUGAGGAACUUCUUUCACUCUUCUCUAAAGAAAAACAGCAGCAGGCGGCUCGUCAUCUCAAUCCCAACAACGUGGAAACUGAUGAGUCUCUAGCAGUGGCUCGCCGUGAGGCGGUGGAAUGGAUGCUUAAAGUCAAUGCUCGCUACGGAUUCACCACUCUCACUGCUAUACUUUCGAUUAACUAUCUGGAUAGAUUCCUGGAUAGCUUUAAUUUUCAAAGAGAUAAGCCCUGGAUGAUCCACCUUGUAGCUGUGACUUGCAUCUCUUUGGCAGCGAAAGUUGAAGAGACGCAAGUGCCUCUUCUUCUAGACCUACAAGUUGAGGAGACAAAAUAUGUUUUUGAGGCCAAAACUAUUCAAAGAAUGGAGCUUUUGGUUCUCUCCACUUUGAAAUGGAAGAUGCAUCCAACUACGCCACUUUCAUUUCUUGAUCACAUCAUAAGAAGGCUUGGAUUAAAAAUUCAUCUCCAUUGGGAGUUUCUCAGGAGAUGUGAGCGUCUCCUCCUCUGUGUAAUCUCUGAUUCAAGAUCCGUCCAUUAUCUUCCCUCUGUAUUGGCCACUGCAACAAUGAUGCAUGUUAUAGACCAAGUUGAGCCGUUCAAUCCCAUAGACUACCAAAACCAGCUUUUGAGUAUUCUUAAAAUAAGCAAGGAAAAAGUAAAUGACUGUUACAAAGUCAUUCUUGAUCUAUCAACGAGACAGCAAAAAAAUGCAUACAGUAAUCCUUGUCAUCGGAGCAAGAGGAAGCUCGAGACGGUUCCUAGCAGCCCUACUGGGGUGAUUGAUGCUGUGUUUAGCAGUGAUAGCUCAAACAAUUCUUGGGCUGUGGGGUCGUCAGUCUCAGUGUCCUCAUCACAUGAGCCACACUUUAAGAAGAGCAAAGCCCAAGAACAAGGAAUGCCUUUGCCAUCACUCAACCGAGUCUUUGUUGACAUCGUUGGCAGCCCUUCUUAAUCUCUCUCUCUCUCUCUCCGAAGAAUAUCUAUAUUUAUUAUGCUUAUGUCACCUGUUGGUUCAAGGAAUCGAGUUUCAAGUUCAAAAGUAAAAGAAAAAAAAAAUCUGCUUGGAAUUAGACCAAAUAAAAGACAAAGUGGCUUAGAGAAAAAAGAGAGAUUGAGCAUUGAAGAAUGUAUGCAUUUUGGCACCUCCGUUUUUCCAUCUGCAACUGUCUUUUUCAAAGCAUACUUUAUGUGGACAUAUAUUUUAAUAUUUUACUAUCAUCAUCAUAUAAAAUAAAU
Molecule: messenger RNA, 1728 nt
Organism: Durio zibethinus
Lineage: Eukaryota; Viridiplantae; Streptophyta; Magnoliopsida; Malvales; Malvaceae
Product: cyclin-D3-3-like
Source: RefSeq, a predicted model, not a curated record